ACACCCAUAAGCUUACUCCCUCGUAUCAUGUCCUCUCAAACAUCUCUCUGGCUUACCGAAGAACGAGGGUCCUUCGCUGUUGGGCCUCAUGCCAUACCUACUCCUGAAGCUGGCGAGAUCUUGGUCAAAGUUGAGUCAGCUGGCCUGAACCCGGUUGACUGGAAAAUCCAGGCGCAUGCUUUCUGGGUAGAGCACUAUCCCGCUAUCCUUGGAAACGAAGGAGCAGGAAUUGUUGAAGCAGUAGGGCCAGACGUCACUCAAUUCGCUAAAGGAGAAAGAGUAUUGUUCCAGGCUACCAUGGACAACAGGAAGGCUUCUUUCCAGCAGUAUGUGAUUGUCCCAGCAGAAAUAGUCGGCAAGAUCCCCAGCAAUAUAUCGUUUGAUCAAGCAGCAACGCUCCCUGUUUGUAUUGCUACAACUGCUUUAUCCCUUUACUCUCCGGCGCCGAACGGCAUUGGACUGCGAGCACCCUGGGAUGGAGGCAGGGGGAGCUUUAGUGGGCAGCCAGCUUUGGUCAUCGGCGGGGCUACUUCUGUCGGUCAGUAUGCGAUUCAAUGGGCCAAGCUAUCCGGAUUCUCCCCCAUCAUAACCACAGCAUCCCUUCAUAAUACCGCGCUUCUCAAGUCAACUGGUGCGACCCACGUUCUUGAUCGUGGCCUAUCGCCUUCCGCUCUGUCAGCUGAAAUUCUUAAAAUCACCUCGACUCCCAUCAAGCUCGUGUACGAUAGUGUUACUGCAGCUGACGCACAACAAGCUGGUUAUGAUAUCCUCGCCCCUGGUGGUCAUCUCAUCCUUGCAUUGGAACAGUCCGUCAAGGUCAAGGACGGCGACAACAAGACCGUCUUUCGCGUCUUUGGUAAUAUUCACCCUCCUCACAAGAGAGCGUUCGCAGCCGCUCUGUUCGGUCACUUGACCAAAUAUCUGGCGGAUGGUGAUAUAAUACCCAAUACUGUGGAAGUUGUUCCGGGAGGGUUGAAUGGUGUAGCUUCUGGUUUGCAAAGGCUGAAGGACAACCUGGUCAGUGGUAGAAAGCUGGUCGUUCACCCUCAUGAGACAGUGUGAGGCCUCCAGCACAUAGCACACCACACUCGGGUUAUGUAUUUCUACUGCGAUAGUUGUAUGAGAGUAACAGAAAUAAAGAGACGUCUGAAGUAAUGUUCAUACAUCGUGUUUCGACAAAAUGAAUUUGCCAUUGAGCCCG
Serpula lacrymans var. lacrymans S7.9 is the source of this 1201-nucleotide messenger RNA. RefSeq lists its product as uncharacterized. The transcript is spliced from 5 exons. The coding region runs from base 28 to 1062 and encodes 344 amino acids. NCBI's taxonomy places the organism in Eukaryota, Fungi, Basidiomycota, Agaricomycetes, Boletales, Serpulaceae. Gene Ontology annotation, molecular function: oxidoreductase activity, acting on NAD(P)H. The record is from RefSeq and is a predicted model, not a curated record.